AUGACGGCGUACACUCAGCUCACUCCAUCACCUGUGUACAGGCUAGGAUCUCAGACCGAAGAACCAUGUCAUCUGCCAUGGUCUAUUCACGGUGUGACUUCCUUAAACUAUGAUGUAGGUAUACAUUUUAUUAUUAUUUAUUUUUUAUUGCUGUUUUCCCUCCUACUGUCAAAGAGAGGGGACCACAUCACCACUACUACAACGAGAAGGCCAGGAACAACUAGAGCACCGUCAAAUCCUAUGGAAAUUGAUGGAUUUGACUUGGAAGAUGCCUUGAAUGAUCAGAACAAUCUAGAUGGCCCCAAAAAGCCAAGUACAGGAGAAGGAGGAGGUUGGUCAGACAAGGAUCUCGAAGAUAUCUUGAGAGGCGGGGGAUACAAACCUGACAAGAAUAAAGGUAGGAAUGUUGCUUUGUUUGGCAACACAUGGAUUCUCCUUAAAAUGCUAACCAUCCGGCCGCCAGGUAAACAUGUCACUCUCAGCCUCUGGCAAAUCAGGCUUCGACAUGUGCACUUGUCGUGUGCAGUGGGCUCUCAUUCUUGCGGGUGGGGGUUCAUUUGUGAGCCAUCCUGGGAUGCUACCCAUUUGUUCUGUUGCUCUUAAAGCCUGAGCUGGUGUCCCCACUACCUAGGUGCACCUCGUAAGCCAGUUUUCCAUGCAGUGCAAGGGUUUAAACUUAACAUGGCACACAUUUUAAAGAAGCCCCUAGCAAAUCAGAUGUUUACAAAAUUCCUUUGGAUUCCAUUUCCCCUUCCCAUGAAGAUUCAUACUUCCCUCCUAUUGGAUCCCAGGAAGUGGAAACUCUCCUUGGGGUGUAUCCUG
Molecule: messenger RNA, 822 nt
Organism: Rattus rattus (black rat)
Lineage: Eukaryota; Metazoa; Chordata; Mammalia; Rodentia; Muridae
Exons: 4
Coding region: 1-603 (200 amino acids)
Source: RefSeq, a predicted model, not a curated record